Schistosoma turkestanicum is the source of this 1200-nucleotide messenger RNA. Lineage: Eukaryota; Metazoa; Platyhelminthes; Trematoda; Strigeidida; Schistosomatidae. The record is from the annotation of a GenBank genome assembly.
AUGCUUUUGCUAUUCUAUCCUGUCUUCCUUCUGACUAGUAUCGUUACUCAAGAAACUUAUCCAUACUAUUCAUUUCAAUUUGUAAAAAAUCCGCAAUUAAGUUUAUACAAUGCUCGUAAAAUUAUUAAUCCAAAGUAUUGGGUGAAAAGAGACUUGGAAUUCAAAAUAAGAGUUCACCAGAUGAAAUUCACAUCGGUUGGUAUGAUGUCUGACGGUGCUCUAUGUCUAACUGAUUCGUUUAAACAUGGAACUCCAGCAAGACAAUUUAAAAUCUUCAGUGAGAUUCCAAAGUACAAUAGACUAUCGAUCUAUAGUAGCACCGGUGUUUUCGUUACUAUCUUUAAUAAUGGAACCAUUCAGUUCACCAUUAAAGAUCUGUUCGGUAAAUUAUCAGGAAGAAAUUUGACAAUAAAAAUCACAGACGGAAUUUAUAAUCAAAAAACUGAGAAUCGUCAAUAUUUAACCUCUAGAAGGCAUCUACAAACAUUCCGUUACACUGUUCCUUCGCUACGUCAAGUUCAGAUAAUAGAUAUCGUACCGAUCGCAAGAUGUUCAGUACAAAAGUCGUACGAUUCAUGCAUCUCUGAAUCGCUGGUAUACGCAGACUGCAAUUGGUGUUCGAAACAAAAAAGAUGCGAGAACGAAAACAAUAGACAGAAAAAUGAACUGAUUGGUGAUGAUUGCAAUAUCAGAAAUAUACCAACAUCAAAUAAUUCAAAACGAAUAACCACAAUCGAUAAUAUAUUUGAAUUGGCCUCUGAAAAUGUGUCUGAAUCGGUUGGGUUGGAGCAAACAACGGCAACAACCGGCACUCCUACUAAUCAUUCACCUCGAGGUGUAUCUGCGCCAAACGUUUCAGUAAGAAUGACAACAAAUGAUCAUGAUGCCUACUCUUCUCAAAGUGCUUCAGAAUCUGAUCAUUUGAUGCAAACAACAACGAAAACCGUUGAUCACACUGUCCAUUCAUCUCAGAGUGCAUCUGUAUCUGAUAAUUCGAUACGAAUAACAACAAACGCUGAUCUUAUUGUCUAUUCAGUCGGCAACAUCUAUAUGUACCUUGUUCUAUCAAUUGCAAUUGGUGUGAUUUUAGGCGCCUCAAUAAUCGUUUGCCUGAUUAAACGGCAGCAAAAUGUACCUGCUUAAUUUUCGCAGCCUUCUUUGAUAUAAAGAUUAUCACCGAUAUGACUCUUGAACUGUUUU